Molecule: messenger RNA, 2684 nt
Organism: Rhinolophus ferrumequinum (greater horseshoe bat)
Lineage: Eukaryota; Metazoa; Chordata; Mammalia; Chiroptera; Rhinolophidae
Product: NXPE family member 3-like
Exons: 9
Coding region: 837-2486 (549 amino acids)
Source: RefSeq, a predicted model, not a curated record
GUCUGUGCUUGUCUUCUCAUCUCCCUGGAGGAGAGCAAGGCGAUGGGUCUGCCCCUGCUGCUGACCCUGCUGCUGCUGCUGCUGCUGCUGGCGUCUCUACAGGCUGGUCGCUCAAUAAAGUGCAAUUAAAGUUUCUCUAUGAAGUCAAAUAACCAAAGCAACUCUCAUCCCCUGAAGGUGGCUCCAUUCACAUCCCCUUCUCCUUCUGUCACCCCUGGGAGUUACCCAGUGUUCUCAGCGUGACUAUAUCCUGGAGAUGGAAACAGUACCAUGGGGAGACCAUCUACAACAUGACCCUGUGUUUCAUCCAUAAGGAUUUUGAGAACCGGCUCUCUCUGACCUGGACAGAGGACGGGAGGAGCGGCUUCCUCCAGAUCUCUAACCUGCGGAGGCAGGACAAGAGUGUGUACUUCUGCCAAGUCCACUUGACCGCCCGGAAUCAUACCAAGGUGGGGUGGUAGUCCAUCCCUGGAACCAACCUCGUCAUCACCCCCGCCACCAAGAAAACCACCAAAGCCCCUCUCAGCACCGCCGCCCCCACCAACCUCAGUGUCUCUGAGGACAAAAGGAGCUCAGGAUCUUGGCCCUUGAAAAUGGAAGCUGUGGUCGUCGUGGCACCGUUCAUCGCUGUGCUCAAAAUUGCAAUUUCGGGAGUGACGGUCUACGUCAUGUGGAAGAGAAGCAAAGGGCAAUGGGCACUGACACUGACACAUGCUGAAUCUCGCCCUGACUCCUGCAGACCUCAGUCACCUCUCCAUUAUCCUCUGGAAUAAGCCAGGCUGACUGGCAGGGUUCCUAGUUCGUACUGGAUAUUUCGGAGAAGAGUCUAGGUUGCCAUGGGUCCAUUCAUGGGGCAAAGCAAGGGGUACAAGAUUCUGACUGUGGGGUUGGUCUUUCUGGUCUGGGUCCUCUAUUUCCAGAUGUCUUGGCCUGACAGCACCGUCCCUCGGCCCCCAGCACCCCGCCCUGUCUCUCGAUCUGCCUCUGAGUCCACAGAAUCUCCCUCGCUCUUGGAUUCUCUCCCCCAGGAGCUUGCCAACCUCACCCACCUUCUGUACUGGCCUCUGACCCCAGAAGAUGAGGGGGACUUUUUGGCCUCCACCAGCCCCCAGGCCUCCACCUACCAUCUGAGGGGUCCUGCCCAGACCAGCUAUGCCCUGAGAGGCUACCUGGAGGCCAUCCUUAUCGCCAGAGACCACCGGGGCAGACCCAAGACCCAUGGUGGGGAUCUGUUUCGGGCGCAGCUGCUGGGGCCUGACUUGAAGGCUGGGCUCCCUGGGGACGUCCAGGAUCUGGAGAACGGCACAUACUUGCUGUCCUUCCCCCUGCUCUGGGCUGGGAAGGCCCAAGUACAGGUGCGUCUGAUCCACUCCAGCGAGGCAGUUGGGGUUCUGCGAAGAAUCUGGAGAGAGAAAAGGGCCACAGUUGAUUUUGUGGGCUACUUUCGGGGCCCCACAGGAACUGAAGAGACUGUGAUUUGCAAUGUUGACCCCCAGUCUACUGGAACAAGACGGCCUACCUGCCAGUACAGAGAUGUGGAUUCGGGUGAGCUCUGGUUCUGUGCUCAACCCUCUACCCUGCCUUGCAGCUCUUUAGUUGGGCACUCAAGUGGGCGUUACCUGAAAGUGACUACACCACAGGAUGAGGCCCUGCUGGCGGGGAAAGUGACAGACAAGGUGCUCCCUCAGGGCAUUUCUCCAAUCCAGGUCAGAAUGGCAGCCCCGGGGAACAGCAGCCUGGCCCUGUCCGCACGGCCCCCAUGCCAUCCUGGGCUCCCAGCUACAAAACCCUCUGGCUUCUACCACCAAGAAGUGUGGCACUCGCUGUCCUGCUCCAGCCGCUCCUUCCCCACUGUUGACAGCAUCCUGGGCUGCCUGGCUGGCCACGUUGUCCACAUGAUGGGAGACUCCACGCUUCGGCAGUGGUGGGAGUAUCUGCGUGACAAAGUGCCCUCCCUAAAGCCCAUGGAUCUACACGCCACAUAUCAGACAGGGCCCCUGAUGGCCGUGGAGACCACUCGGAAUAUAGUGCUACACUGGCGGGCCCACAGCUGGCCCCUGCGCUCCCUGCGCACACCAGUGGCCUCCCUGCACUCUGUAGCCCGAGAGCUGGGGGGCCUGGCAGGGGGCCCCCACACCGUGGUGGUGCUGGGGCUGGGCGCCCACUUCACCACCUUCCCUCCGUCCAUCUUUGCACGACGGCUGGCAGGGAUCCGGGCAGCUGUGGCUGCGCUGCUGGCCCGGGAGCCCCGCACUCUCGUGGUCAUCAAACUGGCCAACACUGGCUACAAGUCCGUAUAUGGCAGCGACUGGCUCACCCUGCAGGUGAACCGGCUCCUCCGAGCUGCCUUUGCCGACCUCCGUGUGGCCUUUGUGGACGCCUGGGAAAUGACCUCCAGCCUGGCGGUGCCCGACAACAUCCACCCAGGAAGGCUCAUCGUCGGCAAUGAAGUGGACCUCCUCCUGUCCUUCGUCUGCCCCACCUGAGCGCUUCUGCGGGUCUUGGCACUGUGUGGGUGGAGAAGCUGGAGGGGUGAUCAGGCCUGCAGGCCCUUCCCUGAGCGGACUGUACCCGUUCUCUGACCUCUUCCUAAUGAACUGGCCAUAAAAUCAACCAGCAGGAAUUGGGAUGUGGGUGGUGGCCGGGGAGAGCAGCCUAGCAGUGGUCCAGUGCAACUUGAGAGG